AUGAAGGAACGAGCAAUCCAAACAUUGGGCUACUUUCCAGUUGGAGAUGGAGAUUUUCCUCACCAGAAGCUCAUUUUGCAAGGACUCAUGGAUUCUGUUGAGGCAAAGCAAAUAGAACUUCAGUUUACUGUUGGUGAAGCCAUUACCAGUGCUGCAAUUGGCACAAGUUCAGUGGCUGCUCGUGAUGCCUGGCUGGUCACUGAAGAAGAGUAUGCGCCUCUUUCUGUAGAGGCCAAAGUGAAUGAUGUGGUUCCAUGGGUACUGGACAUGAUUUUAAAUAAGCACAUUAUCAGUCCUGUCCCCCAUGUGAGGCAGGCUGCCUGCAUCUGGCUCCUUUCCCUAGUGAAGAAACUGAGUACCCAUAAAGAAAUCAAGUCUCAUCUCAAGGAGAUUCAAAGUGCAUUUGUUUCAAUUCUGUCAGAUAAUGAUG
This is a messenger RNA of Gracilinanus agilis (Agile Gracile Mouse Opossum), 430 nucleotides long. RefSeq names its product proteasome adapter and scaffold protein ECM29-like. The transcript is spliced from 4 exons. The annotation marks the transcript as partial. NCBI's taxonomy places the organism in Eukaryota, Metazoa, Chordata, Mammalia, Didelphimorphia, Didelphidae. Gene Ontology annotation, cellular component: nucleus; cytoplasm. Gene Ontology annotation, molecular function: molecular adaptor activity. The record is from RefSeq and is a predicted model, not a curated record.